Molecule: messenger RNA, 612 nt
Organism: Dictyostelium purpureum
Lineage: Eukaryota; Evosea; Eumycetozoa; Dictyosteliales; Dictyosteliaceae
Exons: 4
Coding region: 1-612 (203 amino acids)
Cellular component (GO): Golgi apparatus
Molecular function (GO): GTP binding; GTPase activity
Source: RefSeq, a predicted model, not a curated record
AUGGAAGAGUAUCAUUUAAAGUGUAUUGUUACUGGUCCACCAUUUGUGGGUAAAUCAUCAUUAUUAUUGCAAUUUUGUGAAAGAGAAUUUUCUGUUGAAAUGGAUACAACUAUAGGUGUUGAGUUUCAAACUAGGAGUCUAAACAUUGGUGAAAAUAAAAUUAAAUUAGAAAUUUGGGAUACUGCUGGUCAAGAAUCAUUUAGAUCAAUUACAAAUAAUUAUUAUAGAGGCGCACAUAUAGCUUUGUUAUGUUAUGAUAUUACAAAAAGACAAUCAUUUCAACAUCUUAGUGGUUGGAUGGAAGAGAUUCACCAAAUGUCCUCACCAAACAUUGUUGUAGCUUUAAUUGGAAAUAAAUGUGAUGUGGCUGAUAAAAGGGUUGUUACAAUGGAUGAAGGUCAAAAAUUUGCAAAUGAACAUAAUAUUAUUUUUUUUGAAACUAGUGCCAAAGACUAUUCAAGUGUCGAAAGAGUAUUUGAAGGUGUAGCAAAAAGAGUUAUAGAUUUAAUCAAGUCUGGUGCAUUAACUGUAGUUAAUAAAAAGCCACAAAGUAUUCAACUUGGUCAAGAGCAAAAACCAAAUCAACCUACCAAGAAAGAAUGUUGUAAAUAA